This is a messenger RNA of Hevea brasiliensis (rubber tree), 2974 nucleotides long. Its product is annotated as protein STRUBBELIG-RECEPTOR FAMILY 8. The record is from RefSeq and is a predicted model, not a curated record. Gene Ontology annotation, biological process: protein phosphorylation. The transcript has 16 exons. The coding region runs from base 538 to 2712 and encodes 724 amino acids. Gene Ontology annotation, molecular function: ATP binding; protein binding; protein kinase activity. NCBI's taxonomy places the organism in Eukaryota, Viridiplantae, Streptophyta, Magnoliopsida, Malpighiales, Euphorbiaceae.
UUAGGACAGAUUACAGGCAUGGCAAGGGAUGGCAGUUAAAGUGCAAAACAUCAACGAAAGAGUCGCAUGUGGAGAAUCCAAAGCACAGGGGAAUUGAGAAGGGGAAGGAGUAGGACUCCUGAAACCAGAAUCAUACGUUGCUUGCCUUUGCCUACUUGAAAGCCAACUCCUUUCAACUGUUUACAUUAUUUUCUUUCAAUUUUUACUUUUUUUUUUCUAUUUAUUUAACUCUUUUUUUUUUUCCCUUUUUCACCGACACCCAUAAGCCACACUCUGUCUUCAUUACUCUCCUACGCUUUGAUUCUCUCUCUCUCUCUCUCUCUCUCUCUCUCUCUUGCUGUCUUUUUCUUUAAUGGCGAUGUCUCUUGCCACUGACGACGAUCUCAAUCUCAUUGCCAACCACUUCCACUUCUCCUCUUCUCCUUCUUCUUCUUCUUCUUCUUCUUCUUUGCUUCAGUGUAUACGGUAAUCUAACAUGCUCUCUACUUCAAUUCAAGCUCACCUCUAAACACAACCACAAAACAAGAAAUUUCAAUAAUGGCUGGCAAGCCCACUGCUCUUUCGUUCUAUUUAGCUUGUUCUUCACUUACUGAGUUAAUGUGCCUGUUGGUUUUCCUCUCCUCGAUCUUUGCUUUGCCGCUGCUUGUUCCAUGCCAUACUGAUCCCACUGAUGUUCAAGCUCUACAGGUCAUGUACACUUCAUUGAACAGUCCUUUGCAGUUAACCAAUUGGAAAAGCAAUGGUGGUGAUCCGUGUACAGAAUCAUGGAAAGGAGUUACUUGUGAGGGAUCAGCUGUUGUUUCCAUUCAGAUUUCUGGGUUAGGACUCAGCGGGACGGUGGGGUACUUGCUUUCGGACCUUAUGUCAGUAAGAACAUUUGAUCUAAGUGUCAACAACAUUCACGAAUCAAUCCCAUAUCAAUUACCGCCAAAUCUUACAAGCCUAAAUCUUGCAAGAAACAACUUCAGUGGAAAUCUUCCUUAUUCCAUUUCUAGCAUGGUUUCUCUUACUUACUUGAAUGUAAGCCGUAAUUCACUUUCCCAAUCAGUUGGAGAUGUUUUUUCCAAUCUUUCUCUUUUCACAACCCUGGACCUCUCUUUCAACAAUUUUAGUGGAGAUCUUCCCAGUUCAUUUAGUUCAUCAUCCAAUCUUUCAACUCUCAAUGUUCAGAACAAUCAACUGACUGGUUCUCUAGAUGUUCUUACGGGUUUGCCUUUGACUACUUUAAAUGUUGCAAACAACCAUUUCAGUGGAUGGAUACCUCAAGAGCUUAGUUCAAUUCCAAAUUUUAAAUAUGAUGGGAAUUCUUUUGACAAUGGUCCUGCUCCUCCUCCACCACCAUUUACCCCACCACCACCUGGUAGAUCUCAUAAUAAUCGUAGUCAUUCAGGAUCAGGUGGACGCUCACCCCAAUCUUCUAAUGGCCAGUCAUCUGAGUCGGAUAAGGGAAUGUCAGUGGGGGCUCUUAUAGGCAUAAUCGUGGGUUCUGUGUUUAUAUUUCUCAUUGCACUUGUUAUUUUUUACAUUACAAAAAAUAAAAGGAAGGACAUUGGUGCCAAAGUUUCCCGGCGAAGUCAGUCUGCUGGCACAAAUGAUAUAAAUACAGAGAUAGAAGAGCAGAGAGUGAAAAACAUUGCUGCUAUUACGGAUUUGAAGCCCCGACCUGCUGAAAAAUUGGUAGUUGAGAGGUUACAGGGGAAUUCUGGGUCCAUAAAGAGAAUGAAGUCACCAAUCACUGCUACUUCGUAUACCGUUGCUUCUCUCCAAACAGCAACAAAUAGCUUCAGUCAAGAGUUUAUAAUUGGUGAAGGUUCUCUUGGUCGUGUUUACAGAGGGGAGUUUCCUAAUGGAAAGGCAAUGGCUAUUAAGAAGAUCGACAAUGCAGCACUUUCAUUACAGGAGGAAGACAACUUUCUUGAAGCUGUUUCAAAUAUGUCUCGGUUGAGGCACCCUAACAUUGUUUCACUGAUAGGAUAUUGUGCAGAGCAUGGGCAGCGUCUUUUGGUAUAUGAAUAUAUAGGGAAGGGGAGUCUGCACGAUAUGCUGCACUUUGCUGAUGAUGGCAGCAAGGCUUUAUCUUGGAAUGCACGUGUUAGGGUAGCACUUGGCACAUCACGGGCUUUAGAGUACCUGCAUGAAGUCUGCUUGCCUUGUGUUGUGCAUCGAAAUUUCAAGUCAGCAAAUAUUUUACUUGAUGAAGAGUUCAAUCCCCUCUUGUCAGACUGCGGUUUAGCUGCUCUCACGCCAAACACAGAGAGGCAGGUUUCAACGCAGAUGGUUGGAUCAUUUGGGUAUAGUGCUCCUGAAUUUGCCUUGUCGGGAGUGUACACUGUAAAGAGUGAUGUUUACAGCUUUGGUGUGGUGAUGUUGGAGCUAUUGACUGGUCGGAAGCCCCUGGACAGUUCAAGGGUGAGAUCAGAGCAGUCACUUGUGAGAUGGGCCACUCCUCAGCUGCAUGAUAUUGAUGCUUUGGCAAAAAUGGUGGAUCCUGCCUUGAAUGGCAUGUACCCUGCAAAGUCUCUUUCACGUUUCGCUGACAUUAUUGCUCUCUGUGUUCAGCCGGAACCUGAGUUCCGACCUCCCAUGUCUGAAGUUGUGCAAUCAUUGGUACGGCUAGUGCAAAGGGCGAGUGUGGUCAAAAGGCGUUCUAGUGAUGAAUCGGGAUUUGCAUACAAGACUCCGGAGCAUGAGGUGGUGGAUAUGUCAUUUUGAGUGUGAUAGCCUUAUUGAAUUGGAGGUGAAGCUUGGAUCCAAGCAUCAUACAGCGUGCAGAGAUUUAGAGGAAACAGGUGAAACAAGUACUAAAAUCAAAUAAAAAAAAAGAUAUGUAAUUAUUAUGUCCAGAACAUUGGAAGCUGCAAAUAUUUUAAGAUAUCAUUAUCUGUAAAUGGUUAAAUAUUGUAUUCCAAAAUUUCCAAGAAUCUUUUAGAUGGAAGAUGUAGUGCGGCAGAAUAAGAAUUUUCAUUUGAUUCUA